This is a messenger RNA of Stomoxys calcitrans (stable fly), 4278 nucleotides long. RefSeq names its product venom dipeptidyl peptidase 4 (gene ome). Gene Ontology annotation, biological process: proteolysis. Gene Ontology annotation, molecular function: serine-type peptidase activity; dipeptidyl-peptidase activity. The coding region runs from base 319 to 3219 and encodes 966 amino acids. Lineage: Eukaryota; Metazoa; Arthropoda; Insecta; Diptera; Muscidae. The record is from RefSeq and is a predicted model, not a curated record. The transcript has 12 exons.
AAAAAAAUCUCAGUACCUAUAUGUUGGCCGACAAAGUGAUUUUUUUAUUUUUUUAAGAAAAUUAUCAAUUCAAGUGCUGUUAUAUUUGAAUGAUGAUGUGAGGUGAACAAAAAAGCACGUUUUUGCGGCACGUUUAUAAAACCAAUAACUGCAGUUUAUCACAAGUCCAAAAUCAAUCGAAGAAGAAAAAAAUCUUAAACCAAGUGAAACACAAACACAUAUAACUAAACAUUCGUCAAAGUCACAAAACAUUGCUUAUCUGCAUAUCCUUCUCUAGAACAAAACUUCAUUUUUCUUAAACAGUGGUCUUAGAAUACCAUGAGUACCACUUGGAUGGAAGCAUUGCAUGCCAAACAUCAUACCGAAUCUGUUAAUUCCCAAAAUAAGUCUAAUAAUCGAAUGCCUGGAAACAGACGCUCUCGAGCCUCCCAUAGCAGUGACAAAAAUUCCUCAUUCUUAUUGGGUGGAAUGCCAAUUGUAAGUGCUUCGGCUGCCUCUUCGCCAGCAGGAUUUUUUCAAAAUUUAUUUGAAUCCGACAAAGAUUCCGUUCAUUACGUGGCCCUAAAUCAAACAGAUAUUGAAAAGGCUGAACAUAUACAGGCAGUUGAGGGGGAUCGCAAGAACGGUGCUGCUGCUGGUGAAUCGGACAGUGAAGUAGAGCUAAAUUCACAUUUAGAGAAUAUUCGUGACAAUAGCGGUAGUAACAGCAGCAGUAGUGUUGAGGAUUUAUUUGUAACCAGGGCCAAAAGAAAACAGCGUCGCAGAAUGACACGCCGAGGAACAUAUUUGAUGCGAGAGAGUUUCGACAAUAUAAGACAGAGCCGUGAGUACUCGCCACAGAAAUUGCGCAAAGUUCGCACAUUGCUGCUGAUUGGGGGUGCAAUAGUCCUUUUGGGCCUCUUGGGUACUGCAAUCUAUUUCAUUGUAAGCGGCUCCAGUGAUUCCUCAAACAAUGAGGAGAGUGAUUCGGGUCCUUCGAAUGGUAUCCAUUUGGAUGAUAUACUACAGGGUAAGCUGAUAUCGCGUCCAUUCAAUGGCAGCUGGUCGUCGACAGGACCUAAUGUUCUGUACAAAGAGAACAAUAAUUUUCAAAAUUUACAGGCCAUCAUGGAAUUGAAUGUCAAGACGAAGGUGAAAACGCGUCUAAUGUUGGAUGAAAAGCAACAAUAUGUUCUCUAUGAGAAAUCUGCUGAUGGUCAAUUCCUGUUGUUGGCCAAGAACUACAAGAAAAAUUUCCGCCACAGCUAUGAAGCCGAAUAUGAUAUCUACAAUAUAUCCAGUGGUCACAUAACUCCAUUGCUCAUACAAAAUCAAGUGCAUCCCCUUAUCAUGGUCCAAUGGGCGCCCGUGGGCAAUGCCUUAGUGAUAAAUUUCCAGCGUAAUUUAUAUUAUAAACCGACAGCUUUUGCCACCGAAAUUGCCCUCACCGAUGACAAGGAUUUGGCCAUACUCAAUGGUAUACCAGAUUGGGUGUACGAGGAGGAAGUGUUUUCAUCCAACUCGGCUGUAUGGUUUAGCCCCGAUGGCAGCCAGCUGGCAUUCAUACAAUUCGAUGAUAGUCCAACGCCUGUCAUCAACUUCCCCAUAUAUGGAGAAGCUGGUGAUAUCCGUUUUCAAUAUCCCUACAAUCGGUUGGUAGCCUACCCCAAGGCAGGUGCGUCCAAUCCCCGGGUCAAAUUGUUCACAUCGGAUUUAGCAAGAGCUGCUGCUGGUAAUACAGACCACUUGACUGAGAUACCAAGACCCAGUGGUUUGAAUACAGAAAGUGAUUAUAUUAUCACAGUAGUUGAUUGGCUAAAUAGCACGAAUGUCCUGUCGGUUUGGAUGAAUCGCAUACAGAAUUCGGCCACCAUACAAAUCUUCAAUGGCUUAAGGAGGCAGGAGAUCUUUAGCCUGAACUCCAAGACUGGUUGGGUGGAUAUCUUCUCGGCGCCUUUCAAAAAUCGUGAUGGCUCCCGCAUUGCCUUAAUUUUGCCUCAGGCCCAGGAUGGUGACAGUGGUGAAUACCGCCAUUUAUGUCUACUCUCCACCUCGACUACGCGUAGCCAACCCGAGGCCAUCACCAAGGGCAAAUAUGUGGUCACCUCCAUAUUGCAUUGGGAUACAGGCAGUGAUGUGAUAUUUUAUACCGCCAAUACUGAACAAAAUCCUGAAUAUUUGCAUAUCUAUUCCAUAAAAGCAGCCACGGGACAAACUGCCAAAUGUUUGACCUGUAAGCUGCACACAUCGAAUGGAGUCGAACAGACCUAUUAUUCUGCUGAUUUCAAUACAGCCAACCAACUGAUUAUCACCUCAGUGGGACCAAGUAUUCCAAUGACCGCAGUCUAUGAAUGGAGCGUUUCGGGCAAUCAAGUCUCACUCAACAAACUUAUGGACUGGGAACACAAUGAUGCUUUGAGAGAAAAACUGAAAGAUGUAGCCCUGCCCACACACGAGAUCAUAACAGUACCCAUUUCAGGCGGUUUUACCGCUAAGGUUUUGCUGCAAUUACCCCCUAAUCUUGAUCGUAGUGGUAACACCAAAUAUCCCAUGCUGGUUGAUGUCUAUGGUGGUCCGGAUUCAUAUUCGGUGGUCAACCGCUGGAUCAUGGACUGGGGCACUUAUUUAUCCUCCAAUCAAUCUGUGAUCUAUGCCAAAAUCGAUGGUCGUGGUUCUGGCCUUAGGGGUGAAAAGUUACUACAUUCCGUUUAUUUGAAGUUGGGCACUGUGGAGAUAGCCGAUCAAAUCGAUGUGGCUAGACAUUUACAACAAAAAUUCGAUUUCAUUGAUGCCGAACACACUGGUAUUUGGGGUUGGAGUUAUGGUGGCUAUGCUGCUGCCAUGGCCUUGGCUAAUGAUGAGACCAAAGUCUUCCGGUGCGCUGCUUCUAUAGCUCCCGUCACUGAUUGGGCAUAUUAUGAUUCCAUUUAUACUGAACGCUACAUGAGUUUACCCUCACUCAAUGAAGUGGGCUAUUCGAAUUCACGUCUUAGCACUCGUGCCUUGAAAUUGAAAGGCAAAAAAUUCUUGCUGGUCCAUGGCACUUUGGAUGAUAAUGUCCACUAUCAACAGGCCAUGAUAUUGGCAAAGAAUUUGGAAAGACAUGACAUACUCUUUAAGCAAAUUAGCUAUCCCGAUGAAGACCAUGCUCUAGCCGGUGUUAGACCUCAUUUAUAUCAUUCACUGGAUCGUUUCUUUGGCGACUGUUUCGCCCAAAAGCGUAUGGUUUAUAGAAAAUAAUGGCCCUGCUCUCUUACAAAUAACAUUUUACGAUUCCCCCAUCCUCAUCCAAAUCCUCUCCAAAAAGCCAAAAAAAAUUAAAAAACCAACCCAAAUUGCCAUUUUAAAAUUUCCGAGGAGUUAACAGAAAUAUGAAACGAAAAAAAAAAAUAGAAAUUAAUAGCUUACAAACAAAAAAGAUUAUUGUACUUAUACAUGCAAUAUGAACUAACCGAACCCGUUAAACAAAAGCAUUUAAAAGAGAGAAAAUUAAAAUUUUAAAUUCCAAAACAAGUCUAUGAAAGGGAGGAGAAUAAGGAGUAUGUGAAAAAUAAGCUCAAUUUGAUAUAAAAUAUUUAUGACUUCAGUUCCACAUAUAUCUUGGAAAAUUCUUCAGAAAUUACCCUUUAGCGCUUAUAUCUACUCCUAUAUGAUUUUAUACCAAAACUCUUUGGUUUGAGCCAACAUUCCGGUUUCAUCUGAUAUCUCCAUACUUGUUUGUUUUUUGUGAUAUGAAUGAGGUUCAAUUCGGAUAUUAGCAUACAUUCAUACAAAUGAAAUUGCAAAUGCAAAUACAUCACAAGGUAUUACUAAUCAAGCAGAUAUUUCGGUAAACUUUUCUUUCCUAUAUUCAAUCUUGCCUCUAUCUUUAUCUCUUUAUCAUUGCAAAUGAUGACAUUCCAACAAAUCUGUGUAAUAUAUGAGCCAUAUUUCGCAACCACAUUUCACAACACUUACAUUCUGCAGUUCUUGAGAAACAACUUGUAACAAAUAACAUGUUCAUAACUUGCCUUCGAUCACCUUUUGCUAUAACAUUUCUAAGUAGAAUUUAGAAUCAAAUCAAAAUUUUAAUGCUUCUUUCAAUCAAUUUUCCAAAAACUAUAUUUUCACAGUUAGACCGAUAGUUUUUUUUUUUUUUAUUUUGAGAGCACUUUGUAUAAAUUUAGAUUUAUAAUCUAUUUUCUUACAUAAGUAUUUUAUCUUUUAUAUAAAAUGAGAAAGAGAAAUUUUUACUAAUCUUUUCCUAGUAUAUUUUUAGGUUUAACCAGCCUUAACGAUUAAAUGAAAGCUGCUCAAAUA